AAUAAUAUUGAAAAGUUAAAACUCAUUAUAAAACGAUUUUCGCUAAUUUUCCGAUUAAGUAAUGAGCUGAGUCGUGGAGGACCAACGUACACGUAGCACGAAAUUUCACAAGGAUAUCCCACCAUGCUAAAAGUCUAUAUACUAAAUUCCCAAGUCUUCCAUGUAAAAAUUUCCAAGUCAAGUCAACUAACGUGUUUAGCAGAUAAAGACCAUCUCCAUAGCCAUAUAUUAUAGCGUAUAGACUAAAUGAAGAGAAUCACAGACCUUGUUGGUGACUCCACCGGCCAUGGCUGCUUUCUCUUUUAUUCUUCUCUUUGCUCUGUUUCUCCCUGUUUUUACUUUUAUCAAGGCUUGUCCAACAGAGGUUCAAUGUGGAAGACUGGGUCCGAUCAAAUACCCUUUCACUAUAGAGGGACAUGAGGACUGCGGUCUCCUUGUGGUGAAUGAUUGCAGCAAGGAAAUGCAGAUGAUCCAGUUUGAGAAUGAGAGGGGAUAUCCAAUUCGGUAUCAAGUCGAAAGCUUCUCCCCAGUAGGCUCUUUAUCUACUAAGCUUUCGGUUAUUGACAUGGAUCUCCAGCAUAGCCUGAAUGAUAAGAGAUGUGAAUCCUUCAACAAUCUGAGUCUUCCCGGUCUCCCAUACGUUACUUUUAAAAUGAAUUCCAGUCUAAAAACCAUGUACAAAUGCGACUACUCUGUAGAGUCUGGAGAUCCUGAUAAUUUUAGGUUUCAUAGUUGCGGUGGCUUCAAAUUCUAUUACGCUGUCAAGGAUAAUGCAAGUAUUCCAAGUCCUCUGCUUGAUUGUUCAACUCUGCAGCUUCCACUCAACAUAACCAAUGUUGAUCACGACAUUUUCCGAAUUUUAACUUCUACCUUCUCUCUUCUUGUUAGCUUACAGGAUCCAAUGCAAGGACACAAAGGGCAAGGACACAAAGGAUCCGGAAGCAGAGCAUGGAAAACAGUAGCUCUCUCGGUUUCCGGAAUUGUGCUUCUAAUUAUAUUUUGUUGCUUUAUUAUAAAGUUUUCGCCCAAUUGCUCCAUUUUCUAUUGGAAGAAGAACACACAAGACCAUCAAAAUAUUGAGGCUUUUCUUAAGAACCAUGGAGUGCUGGCACCAAAAAGAUACAAAUAUUCUGAAGUUAAGAAAAUGACAGGGUCCUUCAAUGAUAAACUAGGCCAAGGAGGUUAUGGAAGUGUUUACAAAGGGAAGUUACCUGAUGGCCGCCUGGUGGCAGUGAAGGUAUUGAAGGAAUCCAAGAGAAAUGGAGAAGAAUUUAUAAACGAGGUUGCAAGCAUUAGUAGGACUUCCCACGUCAAUAUUGUCACUCUUUUAGGAUUUUGCUUUGAGGAUUCCAAACGAGCUCUAAUCUAUGAGUUCAUGUCUAAAGGAUCUCUUGAAAAGUACAUAUACGAAGAAAAUCCCUUGAAAGCUGAUCGUCAAUUGGGUUGGGAGACAUUACACCAUAUUGCAAUUGGCAUUGCUCGAGGAUUAGAGUACUUGCACCGAGGUUGUAACACAAGGAUUCUACAUUUUGACAUAAAGCCUCACAACAUUCUUCUAGACGAAACUUUCUGUCCUAAAAUUUCUGAUUUUGGACUAGCUAAAAUAUGCCCCAGAAAAGAGAGUAUCAUAUCGAUGAUGGGAGCUAGAGGGACAGCUGGGUAUAUUGCACCUGAAGUAUUCUGUAGAAAUUUUGGAGGGGUAUCUCACAAGUCUGAUGUUUAUAGCUAUGGGAUGCUAGUGUUAGAAAUGGUUGGAGGAAGAAAGAAUAUCUGUGUUUCAGUUGAUAAUACUAGUGAGAUAUAUUUUCCUCAUUGGAUAUUCAAGCGUCUGGAGCUAGGAGAAGAGCUUGGAGUUGAUGGAACUGCUAACGCAGAGGACAACCAACUAGUAAGAAAAAUGGUGGUGGUAAGCUUAUGGUGCAUACAAACUGAUCCCUCAAAUAGGCCGCCGAUGAGCAGAGUGGUAGAAAUGCUGCAAGGGACACUGGACUCGCUGCCAAUCCCACCAAAACCAUAUUUGUUCUCCCCUCCAAGGUCAGUUGCAAGUUCAUCGCCCUCACCACAUUAUGAUUCUUAGGACUAUUAUGAAAUUUCGAUUUUUCCACUGGCAACUGUUUGUCUCCAUAACUGGUUGCAUUCUCAUCUAAGAUUGCUGACAAGUUGAGUUGGCAGUUUGUUCAUAUUAUUAGUGUGUUAUCGUUUCUAGAUCUGUCUUAAACAUGAAAAUAAUACAAUAAUUGGUUAAUGGCUCUUCCAAUUUUAUAAAA
This is a messenger RNA of Manihot esculenta (cassava), 2267 nucleotides long. Its product is annotated as PR5-like receptor kinase. Gene Ontology annotation, biological process: protein phosphorylation. The transcript has 3 exons. Gene Ontology annotation, molecular function: ATP binding; protein kinase activity. Bases 287 to 2077 code for a protein of 596 amino acids. Lineage: Eukaryota; Viridiplantae; Streptophyta; Magnoliopsida; Malpighiales; Euphorbiaceae. The record is from RefSeq and is a predicted model, not a curated record.